Molecule: messenger RNA, 1300 nt
Organism: Paramacrobiotus metropolitanus
Lineage: Eukaryota; Metazoa; Tardigrada; Eutardigrada; Parachela; Macrobiotidae
Exons: 6
Coding region: 292-1134 (280 amino acids)
Cellular component (GO): membrane
Molecular function (GO): glutamate-gated receptor activity
Source: RefSeq, a predicted model, not a curated record
ACACCCCAUCGGACGUCCAAUGCACACAGCCUUCACACACCAGCAGCUGUUUAAUAACACUCGGCCGCUGUUGACAUAGACCGGUAAACAUAACAAUAUCCUUUUGUCCGCGGCCGCUUUGGCGCUAAUCGGUAUUGUCCAGUGUUGCUACCUUAUGUCGUGGUACGUGUUAUGCUAAAUAUGACUGAGCGGUUUUUGAAUUUGAAUUUGGACGGUCUGAUCGGAAUAACGCGCCAUAGGAGCGGAUUAUCGGGUGUGUGCCGAGUGUACGGCUAGUGUGUGUGUGUGGCAAUGUGGGGAAUGACCGGGGUUGGUGUGGUGGCGGUAUUGUCCAGCGUGAUACUCUGUGGAUGUUUGGUCGAUGGUCAAACUACACAAUGUUCCAUUCCGAACUACCGGGUGAUGGCCAUUCCGCUUCCCGGAUUCACCAACGUGUACACAAAUGCCACGGGAACGUAUUACACUGGAUUUGUCAUAGAUCUCCUGUAUGCCAUGGCGCGGGUAGCCAACUUCACUUUCACUAUAUCCCUGGGCAAUCCCAGUGAUUUUGGUCGGACCACAGGACAGGCCAGCAGCGGAGGCUGCUUUGGCGGUGGUAUUGGCUCCCUCCAGUCUGGUGGCUUCGACAUCCUGGCUGCGGCAAUGGACUACGUAUACGGCUACAACACCGCCGUGGAUUUCACCGCGCCCAUCUUCCGCUCGGACGUACAGUUUAUCUACAACACCUACACCGGCUUGGCCAACUCGUAUUACAUGGUGAUAGGCAAUACAGCUGGACGCGAUCUUUUAGAGAAUUCCAAGGAUCCCACACUAAUGGCCAUCUGGGCCAAUAUACAGAAAUGGCUACCGACAUCCCUGCCCAACACGUACGAAGAGGCCAUCGCUCUGGUGAAGAUGGGCGGCUGGGCGCUCUUCGGUCGGACACCGCUGAUCGAUCAGGCCGUGUGUGAUUCCUACGGACAGAUCGCCAAGGAUCCCAAAGUGUACAAACGGACCUAUGCGUCAUUUGCUGUACAGAAAAAUUCAAAUAUCCUUUCUAAAUUAAACCUGGCCAUUCUGCAGUUGCAAGGUGAUAAUACCAUCGAUAAUCUUUUGUAUAAAUGGUUUCCCUGCUCCAAUUUUGCUUGCUCGUAAAUCAUAAUCAUUAAUACAGUAGAUCGACUUAAGCACUUAAUGCCUUUGUACAAACUACAAACGCGCGAUUUUGUCAGUCUUGUGAAGUUGUGAUGCAUCUUUGGUUAUAAUGAAAAUUCGUCGAAAAAUGCACUUAGUUGUUUGUGCAAUCACUGCAAUGAUCCUA